UAAUUGUACAAACCACUGAAUGUUGAGUUUUGACAAGUCCUGACAGGGGUCCUCCCCAAGAUCAGAGCGUCUUUAAACAACGGCAUCGAGUGACUGAAAGGGUUCAACAUAAAACUCUUGCAUUUAAAUAAUGAAGAUACAUGUAAUUAAAAAUAUGUAACUGUAAUUGUCUAAGUUGAAAUUAAAAGAAACACUUUUUUCAGUCAUUUAUUUAUUUUAUUUGCGUCCUGCAAGUCUCUAUCCAUUAUCAGUGCACUACUGAUUGUCUUAAGCUUUUUAAGAAUUUGAAUUCAAGGAAAGUUGAACAGUUUUUGCCAGUUAAGAAAUUACAUUCUCAGCAAAGUGAUGUGAUGAGAAAAGCUGGAGUGAAGAGUGCAGUGGAAAACACAUUUUCUUGUGUUCUAGUCUACAUGUUAAAAGGAUACCGCACAAAUAAAUGUGUUCCUUGGUCCCGAUAAUGUAGAAUAUGCUUUUUAAUUAUUGUAGGAACUACACUACUACAGGGCAUAAAAUCGUAUAAUCCAGACUGCCAUACUAGGACUUUUCUGAAAACAGUAAAAGCUGGCUAACUUUACGGGACAGUGUUGGACAUUUACUUUAUGUAUACGUAGUUACACUGAUCUAAGAUUAUCUUCAAAGUUCAAUCUAGUAUAUUCAUUUUCCUAUCCUGCGCUAUAUGCAGUGACCGCAUUUAGAGUCCUAUACUCCGUCCCAGCUGGCGGCACUACUGAACAAUUUCUUGGAGUAUUUACCGUCUAAGUUUAGCCGAAGAAAACGACGAGGAGCAAAAACAAAGUUAUCUGGAGGAUGCGUAGAAGUUGAACCAGGGCAAUGAUCUGAUUCAAAUGAUCUGGUUAUUCUAGCUGGUUAAGGCGGCCUUGUGGACGUCCUUAUGGUAUUGUAUGUCUAUGGUCCUUUGGCCGUAUACUGUAUCUACUAACGUUCUGAAAUAGUUUUGACAAGUCAGGGUUAGAGAUGUACACAAAUGCCUGUGUUGCAUCGGCAGGCCGUGCGGUGCUUGAAAUGAUGCAGAACGAAUGGGAGCCUCUUUCCCAUGGGGAGCUCGACCAGCGUCUGGAUCAAGCAGUCGAGGAGAUACUGGAAGCCGAGUUGAUGGCCAAAGUCCAAGCCCAUUCCAGUCCUCUGCUCUUGCAGGUAUCCCGAACGGAGGAGCCAUUGCUGCAUGUUCAGGCGCAAUCUCAAGAUCUGGUCCAUCCUCAAGUGGUAUUUCAGUUGUCAGAAACGUUUGCAGUUUCACCCAAUUCAGACAAUGAGCUACAGCGACAGUCCGCUGAAAAAGCUGAGGAAAAUCCAGCAGUUCAGCACAUUAUGGACCUCCUGAAGAACGCCAACACCAGCUAUAAUCGCAGUCGACUUGCCGGGAGAGCACGUUUGUCUCUCUCCCACACCGUCCUACUUUCUCUCACUCUGCUUUCCAAACGUCGCAGCUAUCGCUCUGUGUCCACCAGUUUCCGUCUGGAGAAAGGGAAUAUCCACAGGAUUUUCUUCUCCUUCUGCGACCGCGUCAACGCUCUGGAGGAACAGCAGAUACAAUGGCCGAAGAGUCAGGAGAUGAUCGAGCAUAUGCUGCCCUUCUCAAGUCUGCUGGGGGUGAAUGAUGUUGAGGAGCGAGGUGUCCCAAAGGUGUUGGGAGUUUUGGGUCACACACGCAUCCCUAUUCGUCUGCCAAUUGGCAAGCAAGAUGUGGAGAAGGAGGAACUGGACCUGAAACAUCUGACCAAAGAGGUUCACCCAGACUCUUGGCUGAAUCUGGAGCUGGUUUGCGAUGGACAGGGGCGCUUCAUUCAUUGCCGGGUCAGCCCAGGAUCCGAACAGGAUCGGGCAAGUGACCUUAGGAGGAGGUUUCAGAACAACCCAGGUAUGGUGCCAGCAGGGUGCUGCCUGGUUGCAGGCACUGGAUACCCCUUGACAGAACAGAUCCUCACCCCGUAUUCUGCAGGGCGUGGACCCAGCGAGAACCUCUUUAACAGAACACUAGAAAGCCACUUGUGUCGACUGGACCAGGCAGUGGAGGACCUGAAAGUACGGUUCCAAAGACUCAAGUACCUGGACAUGGGGAACUAUGAGAGAGCCAAAGCAGUAGUCUUAACCUCAUGCAUCCUGCACAACGUUUUUCUUGACAUGGGGGAUAUUGUCAAGGGCCAUCCAUCGAGGGAAGUGAGAGAACAGGAGCAAGAGGGUGAGAGAGAGGUGGCAGGUUUGAGGUGGAGAGAUGCGGUUGCACAACAGUUAUACAGUACCUUGGACACAGACAGCAUUUGAACAGACUGAGUUUCAACCCCGUAUUAUUGAAAAUGUAACAUUGCUGUGUGCUAUUAAUCUCCAGUGACUGUCAUUAAAUAGAUCACCAGAGACUAACA
Messenger RNA from Clupea harengus (Atlantic herring), 2381 nucleotides. RefSeq lists its product as uncharacterized. The record is from RefSeq and is a predicted model, not a curated record. NCBI's taxonomy places the organism in Eukaryota, Metazoa, Chordata, Actinopteri, Clupeiformes, Clupeidae.